Molecule: messenger RNA, 1671 nt
Organism: Ramularia collo-cygni
Lineage: Eukaryota; Fungi; Ascomycota; Dothideomycetes; Mycosphaerellales; Mycosphaerellaceae
Product: related to DNA repair and recombination protein rhm52
Exons: 1
Coding region: 1-1671 (556 amino acids)
Biological process (GO): DNA recombinase assembly; double-strand break repair via single-strand annealing; mitotic recombination
Cellular component (GO): nucleus
Source: RefSeq, a predicted model, not a curated record
AUGCCCGCGCCAGGAGACCAACACAAGGAUACGAUCCAUUCGGCAAACCCCUUCGCCGACACGACACCGACCAUCUCCAAAUACACGGCCGUUGAGAUUGCCACGCUCCAGUCGCGCCUCGAGAAACAACUCGGCCCUGAGUACAUUUCCACUCGACCCGGCGCAGGCGGCGGCAAGGUCCAUUAUCUCGCGGCGGAGAAGGUCAUCAACCUCGCCAAUGAGGUCUUUGGCUUCAAUGGCUGGUCUUCAUCGAUUCAGAAUGUGCAGAUAGACUUUGUGGACGAACACCCGACAACACAAAAAAUCAACCUGGGCUUGUCCACCAUUGUGCGCGUCACGCUCAAAGAUGGCAGCUUUCAUGAAGACAUUGGUUAUGGACAUUGCGAGAAUGUCAAGGGAAAGGCGGCGGCGUUUGAAAAGGCGAAGAAGGAGGCAGCGACGGACGCCAUGAAGCGGGCGCUGCGGAACUUUGGGAAUGUCUUGGGCAAUUGUCUCUACGACAAAGACUAUCUUUCCAGAAUCACAAAGGUCAAGGUACAGCCGUCGAAGUGGGAUGCCAGCGACCUGCACCGACAUCGAGACUAUAAAGAGGUAAAGAAGGAGGCAACGAGUUCAGACGAGAGGCAGGCUGUCAGGUCGGACGAAGCGCCGCGGCAGGGAAAUAGCAAUGGUAGCGCUGUCAAAAGGAAUACAAGCGUGCAGUCGGUGCACUCAGCUGGAUCUUAUGGAAGCGCAGAAUUCGAGGAUGAUUUCGACGGCGAUUUCGACGACACAGACUUUAGCCAUCCGGACGAGGUCAGAGUGGACGACAGCAUCGCUUCAAACGCCGGUGAGGGCAGCACUCGUCUGCCAAAGCAGGCAGCGCCACAACAACGGCAAGAGCUGCGACCGGUGAACAUUCAAGCGCCGACGCCCAUGCAAGGUAUGCAGGCGCCGCAACGACCGCAGAGUCUCCAGAGACCACCCCCGAACGCUGCUCAGCGCCCUGCAAACUCCGCUCGAAUGGGACCACCUCAGACGCCUGGAGACCAUGCGCCACCGCCCGCGCGAUAUCAACAACAGGUGGGCAAUGGAGGCGCACCACAACUCAACACCACCGAAGCCCAGCGAUCCAACUCGUCUUCGGACGAUUCCUCACAUCCACCCGAGCCUCGACCGCAGGCGCCGCCACCAGGUGCACCCAUAGGCUUCGUCACGGGCAGGAGAGCCGAUGUCGUCAAUACACCCACUGGAGCUGGGGCCGCCAUUGAGGGCCUGGCGUUCAAUCCUCACGCGGAGAGUCCUUCAAUACGAAGAACGCAAGGUGUCAAUCCCGGCAAAUCUGCGCCCAUCACGAGAGACGUUCUAAAGGCAGCCAGGGAAGGCCAGAAUCAACAGCAGCCGGCCCAACAACAUCCACCAGGCGCCACACGAUCUGCUGGAGCGAAUUACACCAACCCAUCAGCAGACAUGAAUCGUAAGAUAGGGAUGCCGCAGUCUCCAGCCGGUGGGGGUGGUUUCAGUGGAGGGCGUGGCUCUGGCGCGUACAAGCCGCCGACGUCUCAUGGGGUCAAGAGGAGCGCAUUGGGGGAUGUCACAAACAUGCAAUUGAAUCAAGGCAUGGAUGGUGCUUCCGACCCGAAAAAGGCGAAGAUCGAGACUGGUGGGAAAGCAGAUGGAUUGGUUGAAUGA